Messenger RNA from Penicillium longicatenatum, 2469 nucleotides. RefSeq lists its product as uncharacterized. The record is from RefSeq and is a predicted model, not a curated record. The coding region runs from base 1 to 2469 and encodes 822 amino acids. Lineage: Eukaryota; Fungi; Ascomycota; Eurotiomycetes; Eurotiales; Aspergillaceae. The transcript has 7 exons.
AUGGCGCUCAAGUCAACUAUCCUGGGCUGGUUGGCGCUUGCGUCAACCAGCCUUGCUCAGCUUCACAUGUCAACAAGGAGUCCUUUACAGAUUCCUCCAUCAUUCUCUGGGAAAGGCGUUACUUUGUAUCCUGGUCUUCAUCCUGACCAUAAUACCGAUAACCUUGAACAUCUGACCCCGAAAGAAUCUAAUCAGCUCUAUUAUAGCCAAGAGGGUCACCGGCCGGCUCUUCAUGGUGCAAAGCAUGGAAGUCUGCAAGCGACUUUCACCCGCCCGACAGUCGUACUGGAUCAUUCCAGCCAUCUUCGAAACAUCAAAUGCAGCAACAGACAUAUUGAGGCCUGCUUUACUCCUCAUGCAUUCGGAAAGGUGGAGAGUGAAUGGCACUACACAGAUUUCAAUUUGGUCACAUACCACGUUGGGUGCGGUGACCAGACAUCAGGAAAACGUUCUUUCUUCAAUGCCAAACUGCCAGUGUUCUACCAGCAGACCUCAUGUGUGAGAAUGGCCGUCGUCCCAAUUGACGAGGGUGACGCAUUGCACUCUGGAGAGAUCAAUUGGGCCACAUACCAGCACCCUGAUCACCGGAAGCGUGUUCCUGUCAAGGGCCAUGUCCGUGCUUCUCCUUCGGGUAGGCAGUUUGACACUGUCUCCGGUAACCCUUACAACCAGUCAUUUGUGAAUAUUACCCGAGGAGAGCCUGUUGAUCUUAACCGCAAUGCUACCGCCUUGAAGAAUUUCUUUGAGAAUCCUCAUAUCGAUACUAGCCACAUGGAUGAGCCAGUGCCUGAAGAUGAAGACCCCGACUUUGUUGACUAUAACGGCACUUUCGUCAAACGAAAUCUGUCUCGGCGACACGCUGUUAAUAUGGAGCGCCGUGGGAUUAAGGAAUUCUUUGCGGGGCUUUGGAAUGGCAUCAAAGAUUUCUUUGGGGGCAUUGCGAACUUCUUUAAAGCUGCCGCCGGAGUCGUCCGCACUGUAGCGACUCUUGUCAUUGAAAAAGCAAUUAUUACUGCCAAGCUGAUUGCUGUUCCUUUUGGAGUUCCAUUCGAUCAUACCUACCACAAUGAUGUGGAGUUUGACUAUUACCUAAAAGCUAAGAGUGGCAACCGCCCGCCAACGAUUUUUGGGUACACAGAGGGUUUUAACCUGGCAGGCUCCGGUGGAAUUUUUAGCCUUCAGUGUGCGAAAUGCGGUAUCCACGGUGACUUUACCGUGGAUGGAAGUCUAGCGUUUAGCAUCCAGGAGGGAAUCACUAAAGGAAAGGUCUCUUUGAUAAACCAUGAUCCUUUUACUAUUGAUGCCCAGUUCGGCAUCACCGUUGAGGCCCAGAUUGACAAGGCUGUGAAAGAGCUUUCAAGACAGCUUGGAGCAGUCCCGCUUAGCCCCUUGACUAUCCCAGGUAUCAUUACUUUGGGACCUCAAGCCUCAAUAAGUGUUGCCUUUGAUCUUGUCCUGAACGGAAAGGCAGACCUUCUUGUUGGGGGCACUCUCACAAUAGACCCUGGGGAGGUGGCAUUGAGUAUUGUCAAUAAGGACGAGAAUAAACUGGAUGGACUGAGCACCAAGUUCUCACCAGUCCUCAAAGCGAGUGGAGCAAUCACUGCUGCAGCGGAGCUGGGAUUACCGAUUGCACUCGAAGUGGGGCUUGACAUUCUGAACGGGAAAUUCAAGAAGACAGUUGGGCUCAUCAACAAGCCAUCUGUCUACGCAUCUGCUACUUACUCUCAUGACGAGGGCCACAAGUGCAAUGACGGUGUUGAACUACGCGCUGGUGUCAAGAACCGCAUCUACAUAGCUGCAUUAGAUAAGUGGGAUUAUGAUGUUCGCACUGACAUUCUAUACGAAAAGGGCAUUUCUUGUGUCACUUCAAAUGGAUUUGAUACCAAUGCAGUGGAGCCGGAUGUAUCCGUUUUCAAUCAAGUCUCUGACAAACUCGGCGGAGAUAGCGUCGGAAACGAUAAGCCCACGAUUACGGAUGUCGCCAGUGGCUUGAAAGAGCCAAACAGCAAGACAGGGUUCCGGAUUAUCAUGGAUGAACAGAAAUCCUCCAUACUGGUCUCCGGUGAAGAUGGGUACAUUUACUUGGUUAACUCAGAGGAAAAUUACGAUGUUAGCGCCCCUUGGGGUACAAUUGAUGUCGAUUCACAGACCGUCAACUUAGACGUGUUCGGGCGCAUCAUGUCUGCCCACCCUGACAAUGGCCCUUGGGGCUACGCGAUGGAGCUUAAAGUCUACGACCCAUCGAAGGUACCAUCCAAUGAGCGAGCAGCUGGUAUGGCCAUUUUGAAAACCGACGAGACAGACUAUCAAACGUACGGUAUUAUCCUCACUAGCAGCAGCAGGCUUGAUCUCUGGUACCCGACAACGGGAACAUUCAACGGCGACAGGGCUUCAGGAAGAGACGAUUGCAAGGUAGCCUUGAUCGUCUUGGGGUUGAUUGGCGGAACUGUCGUUCUGUGCGCUUGA